Molecule: messenger RNA, 981 nt
Organism: Dibothriocephalus latus
Lineage: Eukaryota; Metazoa; Platyhelminthes; Cestoda; Diphyllobothriidea; Diphyllobothriidae
Source: the annotation of a GenBank genome assembly
AUGGAAAAUUCUCCUAAUGGAUACUCUAAUAUUAUAAACAUCGCUGAUGUACCAUUUAUUCAAGAUGAUCAGUUGCUCGCCUCCUCAAACGACCUUGUUUACGGCAGAGCACAGUGCAUAAAUUUUGAACAGCAGCAGUACUCCGCAAACUAUUGCAUUCAACCGAUCCUCGAUCCUGUCGAAUCAGUAUCUGAAACACCUAAUCAUCUUCCAGUGUUCGAGGAAACUUUUGGAAACCUUGCUUCCCCUCUCUCUUCACGCAAUUCUUGUGCUUCUAUGGACGCUUUUGAAAUGACUAACAGUCCAACUUUAGCGAAUGACUUACCUCUAGUGUCUAACCUGUAUGAACCUUGCAACCUACACAACCGCCUGGGCGUGUUUACCCUACCAGAAAAACACGCUCUUUUGCCAGAUGAAAAUGCGCCUGUGCAGGAAGCCUGUUCAGGGUUUGCUGAGAACAGUAGGGUUCCUGAUCUUUCCAAUUCACUUGACCGUCCAAUGGAUGUUAAUGAAUUGCUCGAACUUAUCGACAUGAGUCUGCCACCUAUUCGAACUUCGUCUUCUGCUUUCCCGCUAGACGGUGCGCCGGAUAUUCACUUUGACGUGGAAGAUAUGAAAGAAACGGAACGGCUCUUAGCUACCUUCACGGAUUACAACAAAAUCCACAUUGACGAGCACUUGAUUGAUGCGGCGACGAACACGUGGUCAGUGGACGACCAGUCUUUUGAAAUUAUAUCUGUUUCUACUUCACCUGGAAGCCAGGCUGUGGACUGCAACAUGGAUUUUGACCUUCAGAAGGAAAGACGAAGGAAAAACAACGAGGCUUCACGUCGUUCAAGGGCUAAAAGGAAAGACAAAUUCAAAGCAUGUGAAGAGGAUGUCAAUCGGCUAGAAAUUUCCAAUUUCCAAAUGAAAUUAUUCAUUGAACGUCUCGAUGUGGUCAUAGACGAGGCAAAGGAUUGCCUUCUGUUACGAACCUGA